AAGUCGCUUCUCCAAAAAAGUGCUCCUUCCAAUCCUCUAUCUCUGUCUGUCUAUUGAGUGAUCUCUGUACAAUAUCUCUAUACUACGACUCGGGUGCUUUUGCCAAAAAAAAAUUAAAGUUCUAAUUUUUUGAAUAAAAAAAAAAUGGAUACACUUUUCGUGAGUAAGAGAAUUUUUGUGGAUGGUGAGCUCAUUGAAGGUGCUAUCCUUGUUUCGGAUCAAGGUAAAAUUACUGAUAUUUUUACAAAGCCAGGACAAGUAAAUUCCUGGAUUUAUCAAAAUGGAUCAGGAGAGAUUGUGGAUUACGGUGACCUAAUCAUUAUGCCUGGCCUAGUUGACUCUCAUGUGCACAUCAAUGAGCCCGGAAGAUCAGAAUGGGAAGGAUUUGCAACAGCUACAAAAGCAGCAGCAGCCGGUGGUUUCACGACAAUUGCUGAUAUGCCAUUAAAUUCAAUCCCACCCACAACAACAGUUGAAAACCUCAAGGCUAAGACAAGUGUUGCUCAUGGGAAAGUCUUUGUUGAUGUAGCCUUCUGGGGUGGAUUAAUUCCCGGCAAUGCUUCGAGUCUUUUGCCACUCGUGCAGAACGGUGUGAUUGGUUUCAAGUGCUUCCUCUGCCCCAGUGGUGUCCCUGAAUUUCCGCAUGUGGAUGAGGAACAAGUUGAGGAAGCACUCAAAAUCCUCGAAGGCACUCAGAGUCUUCUAGCUUUCCAUGCUGAGGUGGAAUGUCCAUCACACGGUAGCACCGUAAAUGAAGCAGAUAAUCCCAGAAAGUACACCACAUACCUCAAUUCUAGACCAUCCGAAAUGGAAAUAAAGGCUAUCGAUAUGGUUACCAGACUUACAGCAAAAUACAACGUGCGCACACACAUUGUUCAUCUCUCAUCUGCCCAGUCACUUCCAAUGAUAAAUGUGGCCCGAAUGAAUGGCGCCAGGCUAACUGUGGAGACAUGCCAUCACUACCUCACCCUCUCCGCCGAAGAAGUCCCCGAUGCACAUACGGAAUAUAAAUGCGCACCACCCAUUCGUUCAGCUGAGAAUCGCCAAAAGCUCUGGGAUGCAAUUAGAUCUGGUGAGAUUGAUAUGGUGGUGUCUGAUCACUCACCAAGUACACCUGGAAUUAAACUUCUCACCUACGGGAAGACACGUGGUGAUUUUAUGCGUGCAUGGGGUGGAAUAUCAUCCGUACAAUUUGGUUUAUCACUCUUCUGGACCCAUUGUCAAAGUGAGGGAUUCACCCUUGCAGACGUUCAUCGACUUCUAUGCCAGGAACCAGCGAAAUUACUCGGUAUUGAUGGGUAUAAAGGAAGAAUUGCCAUUGGCUAUGAUGCGGAUCUCUGCGUUUGGGAUCCAGAUGCAUCCUUCAGCAUUACCAGCGAUAUAAUUCACUUUCAGAACAAGGCAAAUCCCUACAUGGGUAGAGUGGUCCGUGGGAAGGUCCAUGCGACUAUUCUAAGGGGUCAAGUUGUCUUUCAGGAUGGUGAAAGAUUUACCAAUCCAAUGGGAAAAUUAAUUCUCAAGAAAACCGCAAAAAGGGCUGUUCAGUUUCAAUAAAAAUGUGAUUGGGGAGAACAGGGUAGAAUAAAAACUUCAAGUUGCUUCCGUAAUUAAAAUUUUUUUGGGCAUCUUUCCAUGGUCAUUCGUGUGAUUUGUAAAAUAAAGUGAUGAUUUACAAAGGAAAAAAA
Messenger RNA from Lutzomyia longipalpis, 1685 nucleotides. RefSeq names its product allantoinase. The transcript has 6 exons. Gene Ontology annotation, cellular component: cytoplasm. NCBI's taxonomy places the organism in Eukaryota, Metazoa, Arthropoda, Insecta, Diptera, Psychodidae. Bases 145 to 1554 code for a protein of 469 amino acids. The record is from RefSeq and is a predicted model, not a curated record. Gene Ontology annotation, molecular function: cobalt ion binding; allantoinase activity; zinc ion binding. Gene Ontology annotation, biological process: purine nucleobase catabolic process; allantoin catabolic process.